UUAUUUUGUUUAUAAAAUAUUAAGUUACAUUGACGUGCAUUGAGCCUUAACAUCUUUGCCGCCUAGUGAAAUAAAUCGCCCAAUGAGACCCCCGCAUUCCCGCUCAAGUAGUGUCGCACGGCGCACGCACCUCCUAUUUGAAAAAAAUAAAAAAAUUGAAUUUAGAACGAUGAACACUGAAGAAAAUUAUUACAGUGACUAUGGUAGUGGCAGCUCUUCGAAUUCUUCCACAACAUGGCCACCGCAGGAUGUGUGGACGUACAAGACGUCCCCGAUAGAACGACCCGCCGAAAAGAAGUCUGCCAGCUACCAGGACUUGGUGACAGGGAGGUGCACCCUGGAAGACAUAAUGAAGGAGUUCCGUAUGAAUGGGCUGGACUCACCAUACACUCCUGAGGAAGACAGGAUCUGGAACAACCCGGGCAAUCGUUCUGAUACCCUCGGUGGCAUGGGCCCGGCGAGUGUGUACUUGCGCCAGAAGUCGUGGCCGGAGCCCGAGCGCUCCCCGGCGCCGCGCCUGCCGCGCCCGCACUCCGAGUGGCUGCCCUCACUCACUGCCGAGGAGUUCUACCCUAAGGAGUUUCAACCUAAGGAGUUCCAUCCAAGGGAGUUCCAACCUAAGGAGUUCUCUAAUCACACUCCUGUUGAAGCUAGUGCUCCGCCGUCGAGUCUGUCAUCUGACCAGAUGCGAGUACUGCAGUCUCUGCCCAACGCCGUGGUGAACGCACUGCUGCAGGAGAUAGAGCGCAGGCCUGACCUCGUGAGGCGGGGCAGGAAACCUGCGGUGCAGGAGUGUCGGUUCUGCAAGAACAACGGCGAGCGCGAGUCGUACUACCGCGGGCACGCGCUGAAGGACGCGCGCGGCGCCGUGGCCUGCCCCGUGCUGCGCGCCUUCGUCUGUCCGCGCUGCGGCGCCCAAGGGGACGCCGCGCAUACCUCCAAGUACUGCCCACUCGCCACUGCUGACGAACGUAUGAAAUCCACUGCCAUGAUGCGCAGUGUCCGCAUGGCAUCAGGUCGUCGCCGCAACAACACAGUCGCGACAUCUGUCGCCGCCGCCGACAACUACAUGAUGUUUGGAGAGGCAACGCCAACUCUCAUCUCUGACACAGACACAUACAAAACAUUCGUACAAAGUUCCCCACUUGACCCACUGUGGGCCGCUCUUGAAAAAAAGUUAAUGCUAUAAUCAAAUAAUUAUUUCCCAGUUUUGGUAGCAAAAAAAUAAAUUAAGUUUUAUUUUACAACUGCUAUUAAAACUACCACCUAGUUGAUUCUAUUACAGAUAGAUGGCGCUGUACUCAAUAAAGCGGGAAAGAAGAUUUAUUUUUAUGUUUUCGUUAUUAAAUCAAAAUAAUCUAGUAUUAUGAAUAUUGACUGAUACAUUAUAAGUGUUUAAUAUGUUUAUAAUAUGUUGACUAUUGUUAAAUAAAUCGUGGUGUUGUACGAUGCCAGUAUUAAUUUGUUAUCAAAGUUAGAUCAAAGAUAAUAAUGUUGAUGUUUGUAUUCUAUGUUUAUUUGCUGGUAAACACCAGUUAUAUAGCAAUAAGUUCAUUAACAAUGUUUUAUUAAAAUGUAGACAUUGCACACUUGCAUUGAUAAGAUUCUGAUUGAUAAGAUACCGACAACUGCCAAAUGUAGUUGUUUAGGUAUAAAUUAAUUUGUUAAUUCUAUCUUUUAAGUGUGACCAAGCUUUGCAAAGCAGGAAUUGCCUAUCAUAAAAUCAUUUUAUACCAUUUUAAUUACACAUAGUGUAUAAAAUAAAUAAAUCAGAAUCACAAAACAUGCGGAUAUUUUAACAGUAAAAAUGAACUGCUGAACAUUUAAAAAGCAAUAUUAAAAUUAAAUAUUCUCAAUACAUUUUCUUGAAUCAAUGAUGAGUAUUGAUAAUAAAAUGUUAAUGGCGAAUGAAUUUGUAACACUGAACUAAUUAAAUUACUGUUGAGGCCGUUAUUUUGAAUUUUUUCAAACCUGAAUCGGUCUAGAUUUCGUUUCAUAAAGUUUGAAUAAAUUACCAAUCUUAACAGCAAUUAAAAUUUAUUUAGCUACAGUUAUCUUGAAAGUAGAACGACAUAAUGUUACUGUUCUGUUAAACAAACUAAAUACAUAGCUACUGAACAUAUUUAUUUAAUCACAUUUUCAUCGUUUACAAAUACAUAAUAAUAAAUUUUAUUCAGACUCUGUUAUUUUAUUAAUGUUGCCAAAAUAAGUUGUUAAUAAUUUUUGAAUAAAUUAUUCAACUUAUUUAAGUAUUAAUUUAUUUUAUCUUAUUCAGGUUAUUGAUUUAUUACAGGAUAUUCAAUUUGGAGUCCGCAUGUCAAUAAAUAUUUUGGAUUCUUUAUGCUUCUAGUAUUAAUUUCUUACUUGUCUAAUAAGUUGACUAUUAAUUUGUCAUAGUCUAGUAUGCUAUUAUUAGUCGCUAGAUCAUCUAGAUUUUUAUUUUGUUGAUCAUUAUGUUGUUAGAACAUUUAUUAUUCACUAUAAAAUGGUGGAGGUGUCUUUUGGGGAUCAAAUAAAUCGGAUCAAAUA
This is a messenger RNA of Spodoptera frugiperda (fall armyworm), 2529 nucleotides long. RefSeq lists its product as uncharacterized. Bases 83 to 1189 code for a protein of 368 amino acids. Gene Ontology annotation, molecular function: zinc ion binding; mRNA binding. Gene Ontology annotation, biological process: negative regulation of translation; oogenesis. Gene Ontology annotation, cellular component: perinuclear region of cytoplasm. Lineage: Eukaryota; Metazoa; Arthropoda; Insecta; Lepidoptera; Noctuidae. The transcript has 7 exons. The record is from RefSeq and is a predicted model, not a curated record.